UUCCACUUCGCGGUAACGUCAUAUGUUGCUACGAUACGAACAAAGACUAUUGAUUCUCUUCACAGCCACUCUGGAUGAUCUCGCAUGAUUUUGGUGCUUUGUACAAUGCUUUACCGUUCAGAUAUUCAUCAUCCUCGAAGACACAGAACUCGGUUUUUGGAUAUAUCUUGAAGACGACAUUGCUUGCAGUUUUUGGCUCACUAUAACCGCUUUGCCAGGGAUGGUUGAUACAAACAGUUCCUUCCAUACAACACGCGCAUCGCCUCGUUCACCGACCUCAAUGAUUUCACGUCCCGGCCUCGAUCUCAGCACUAUCCCACCAAUCGCAAUCUUAACAGCGCAUCUAAAGGACGACGAGGAACGGCAGCUUAAAGAAACAUUGCACAGAUUCAAUGCGCCACUCACCACGGACGUCUCGAGAGCGAAAGUGUUCAUCGGCAAAGUUGGGACGAAGAGACGAGCGGAGUUUGAGCUGAGAUCCCGCAAGCUGAGAAUUGGGGAGAUCGUCACGCCCAAACGACCAGCAAGUCCAGUAAAGACGAGCGGUCCUCCGAACAAGAGAAGGCGGGUUUCUGGUAGAGUUUUGGGAUCUACACUGGCGCAAGAGGGGGACUCGGAAACUGAAGACGAGGAUGUAGAAGGCACAGAGAUCGAAAAUGAAGCGCUCGCUGGGAGACAGGGUCGGGUCGUGUCUUCGUCUCCAACAUCUGACGCCGAAUUUACUUCUUUGCUGGACGUCUUCGAGGAUCGAACAGAGGAUGACAUCGUUUGGGUGAUCAAGCUCAAUUGGAUAGAGACUUGUGUAUCGGAGGGCCACUUGGUUCCCCUAGGUGAUAACCUAGUCUACAAAGCUCGAGUGCUGGAACGUCCAAAGUCUAAGAACACAAAAUCCAUCAAGGCUAUCUUUUCUGCGGUAGCCAAAACAGUGCCGGUCACCCAGACUCAGACGGCCACACGUCCGCUUCCUGCGCAGAAUAUUUUGGACAGGGCGAAGUCAGACGCGUCUACAGCUGCGCCGACAUCGAAGUACAAGCCCCAACGCUUUGGAAACCACGCCUCACGCCGCUUCGAAGGCAAAACUUUUGCAUCGUCUACACAGCCGGCUAUCCCGUCAUUCGCCGCACAAACAGCCCAUUUGCUACAGAAGACGACGAGCGAGUACGAAGGUGUGGAUAGUGAUACACCCCAGCCGCCUGACUGGGUCAAGAAGAACCUCAAGUACUCAUGCCAACGCUUCACACCAGCCAACGGACCUAACGAAGACUUCAUCGAACAGCUCAAGAAGAUCCGCACCGCCAGAACACUCAUCGACGACGAUGUCGGCGUCCGCGCGUACUCUUCCAUCAUCGCCGCCAUUGCAGCAUAUCCACAUAAGCUCAGCCACCCCCGUGAACUGGCCCAACUACCAGGAUGCGAUGAAAAGAGUGCAGUCCUAUUCGUCGAGUGGAAGAACACGGGCAAAAUCCAAGCCGUCGAGGACUUUGAAAACGACGAAGCAAUGAAGAUCCUACGCUCUUUCUAUGACAUCUGGGGCGUCGGCGCGAAGACAGCGCGCCAUUUCUACUACCAAAACCACUGGACUGACCUCGACGACAUCAUCGAGUUCGGCUGGAACGAUCUCGACAGAGUGCAGCAGAUCGGCGUCAAAUACUACGACGAAUUCCUCGUCCCGAUCCCGCGCCCAGAAGUCGAGCAUAUCGCCUCCGUCGUUCGCGAACACGCGGUCCGCCUGCGCGACGAACGCAUCACAGUCACCAUCGUGGGUGGUUACCGGCGCGGCAAAGCUGCAUCCGGGGACGUGGACCUGAUCGUUUCGCACCCCGACUUGGAAUGCACAGCAGGGCUUGUCAAGGAGAUUGUCGAGUCCCUGGAACAGACAGAGUGGAUCACACAUACGCUGACCAUGAGCUUGAAGAACACGCAUCGCGGUCAGCAAACCCUGCCUUUCCGCUCUGCAAAAGGUGCCGGAGCGGGCUUCGACACGCUGGACAAGGCGCUCGUCGUUUGGCAGGACCCCACAUGGCCGGGUCGACAUGAAGAUGCGGAUAAAAAGAAUCCGAAUAUACACCGCCGCGUCGACAUCAUCGUCGCUCCGUGGCGGACUGUGGGCUGUGCCGUCUUGGGCUGGAGUGGCGGGACCACGUUCCAGCGUGAUCUGCGCCGGUAUGCGAAGGCGGUCAAGGAAUGGAAGUUCGAUAGUAGUGGGGUUCGGAGUAGAGGUGAUGGCGAGGUUGUUGUGCUUGAGGGGCCAGAGGGCGUGAGUGGGACGCCGGAAGAUGCUGAGAAGGUGGUUUUUGAGGGGUUGGGACUGGAGUUUGUUCCGCCUGAGUAUCGGGUUACGUAUUGAUUGGUGUUGGUGUUGCUGUAGAGGUUGUUUUCGUGGGAGUAUGUGCAUAUGGAAGUCGGAUAUGCAUUGGAAUUCUUCUCGUAUUGACGAGGCAUGUUCAGCCCUAUUUUUUGGACGUUGGGCUAUACGUUAGUCAGUUAGAAUAGCAUGUGCUUGUUUAAGUUGUGUGCUGGUCAGUGGAAGCAUUCAUUGUCUGAGAAAAUAGCACAAAUGUAC
This is a messenger RNA of Dothidotthia symphoricarpi CBS 119687, 2563 nucleotides long. Its product is annotated as Nucleotidyltransferase. Bases 281 to 2347 code for a protein of 688 amino acids. Lineage: Eukaryota; Fungi; Ascomycota; Dothideomycetes; Pleosporales; Dothidotthiaceae. The record is from RefSeq and is a predicted model, not a curated record. Gene Ontology annotation, cellular component: nucleus. Gene Ontology annotation, molecular function: DNA-directed DNA polymerase activity; DNA binding. Gene Ontology annotation, biological process: double-strand break repair via nonhomologous end joining. The transcript has a single exon.